CCUCUUCAGACAAACAGCGCUGGUCCACACUCACGCUUACUCACACACAUUACACCAACAGCUGUAUAAAACUACAAACUGACAACUUUGAAUGGAUUUCUUUUCCAACUCGAUGUGUUUUUACAAUUGACUUUCUCAACCGGCGAGGAAACAUACUUCUCAGUGGAUUGCUGCCUCUUUGUUUGUGGAGGAGUGAUUUUUUUUCGGUGGAAAAGAGGUGAAGAAACGAACAACGUUUCGGUAUCUAGAAAGCAAAAUCAACAUCGAGGAAUAGAGUAAACACAGGACCAGUUUUGUUUUUGUUGCAGAAGUAGUGAAGUUUGGGGUUUUUUUUUGCGUUGGAAUAGUCGUGUUAUUAAUGGUUGUAAUUGUACACAGACCGGCGACAGGCUCCUGGAAGACACAAGGAGUCGUAAAGGUCUUAAUGUGUGUCUGCCUUGCUGACUGAAUGUUUCGGAAAGUCAUUCUGGAGUAGUUCACUGCUGCUCCAAAGGGAGAUUGUCAGAUGUUUACCCAGCACCCAGAUCCUCUGUCUUGGCUGCGGGGAUGGCAGCGUCUGCCCUGAACCUCAACAGAGUCAUGAACAGCAAUCAGUUUCACACCCAGCCAGGUUCCUCAAGUACAAACUCACGCGGGAGAACUGGCUCCGUUGGACGCCCCGUGCUGCCAGUUCCGGACAGAAGCACCUACUGCCAGUUAUUGGGGGGUGCUAUUUACAGCCCCACCAGCCCAACCAGCCCACAUACUAGCCCCAGGGCAAGCGGACGCUCUUUCGUCUUCCCACCUUCAUCCACGCUUUCUGCGAACUUGCUCCCUCGUGCUCGCUCUCCUUCUCCACGAAGCCCGGAGCUCCUUGGAGUCAAUGUGGGCCAGAGGGUUCGACGUUUGAGCUCACCCAGCAGCGAGGAGCCAGGGGAGGGUGUUGGGAAGGACAAUCUGGGAGGAGAGACAGGAGGUGGGGAGAGACGAGAGGAGAGGAGACGCCAGGCGCAGCUGUUGCAGAUCCACAAGGAGCUGCAGAACGUUGAGGUCAGGGGGAAAGUGGGUAUUUUUGAAGCUCACAUUUCUGGGAUUCGUGCCCAGGUGUUGAACAGCGAGCUCCAGCGGAGCCCGCGGUCUCCAAGACGAUCAGCCAGUCAAGCCCCUUCAAGUCCUAGCCAGCAAGACACAGCCCCUGAAAACCCAAUGACCCAGCCACAAGAAAGUAAAGUCUCCUGCGUCGCACAAAAUGGGAGAGAACAAGAGAAUGAGAGUAUGAAUGAAUACAGAAGAAAAGAAGACGAAGGAAGUAUGAAAGUUGAAAAUAAACUCCAUUUAGAAACAGUAAUGUCGAAUCCUUGUUUGGAUACAACUCAUGUCCAAGUGGCAAUGGAUCCACCUGCCUCAGUAAAAGUGGAUGCACAUUUAAACAAAGGGGCGGAGAAAGAUGUUGAAUACCAGAGUCCAGUGGGAGAUGAAGUUAACUCAGAAUCUGCUUCUUCUCAAAUCUCUCAGCUCUCCCCUGGUUUGAUGGACCUCCACAGUCAGACCUUCAACCACUCACAUGCCACUCCCCCCUCCAUCCCUGCUGUCAUAAUAACUGACCAUGGUCUGGAAAAUCAUGCACAAACUCCUGAAAACCAAAGGCUCGACCCCACGCAAAGCACCACUGCUUGUCCCAUGCAAGGGCCUCACUUCUAUAACCGCUCGCUGAGGAAGCUUUCCUCUUCAUCAGCAUCCUCUGCAGGCUUCUCCUCAUCGUGGGAAGAAUCGGAGGAGGACAUCUCCAGUGAUACGGAGAAAGGAGAGCCUCUUCUUAACCCUGCACUUCUCACAUCUCAGCAGAGAGCACACAAAUCAUGGAAGAAGAUCAAGAACAUGGUCCACUGGUCUCCUUUUGUCAUGUCCUUCAAGAAGAAAUACCCCUGGAUCCAACUGGCUGGGCAUGCAGGAAGUUUCAAAGCCGGAGCCAAUGGCCGCAUCCUAAAAAAACACUGUGAAUGUGAGCAGCGGUGUCUGUCCCUGCUGAUGAGAGACGUGUUGCGUCCGUAUGUGCCUGGUUACCAUGGCGAUGUGGAGAAAGACGGUCAGAAGUACAACCAGAUGGAGGACCUGCUGGCUGAGUUCGACUUUCCCUGUGUGAUGGACUGUAAGAUGGGAGUGAGAACGUAUCUCGAGGAAGAGCUGACCAAAGCUCGUAAAAAGCCCACUCCCAGACCGGACAUGUACCAGAAGAUGAUCGAGGUCGACCCUGAUGCGCCGUCGCCGGAGGAAAACGAACAGAAAGCGGUGACCAAGCCCAGAUACAUGCAGUGGAGGGAGACCAUCAGCUCCACUGCCACCCUGGGCUUCAGGAUCGAGGGAGUCAAGAAGGAAGAUGGGACGGUCAACAGGGAUUUUAAGAAGACUAAGACAAGGGAGCAAGUCACCGCUGCCUUCCAAGAGUUUGUGAAAGGGAACAGAGAAGUAUUGAAUAUUUAUCUGGACCGACUGAAAGAGAUCAGAGACACGUUGGAGAUAUCAUCUUUCUUCAAAACUCACGAGGUGAUUGGCAGCUCCUUGUUAUUUGUCCACGACAGUAAAGGAAGAGCCAAGGUUUGGAUGAUUGAUUUCGGAAAGACCACUCCCCUACCAGAGGGAGACGAACUGAACCACAGGGCGGUGUGGUUAGAAGGGAACAGAGAAGACGGCUACCUUUAUGGACUCGACAGCUUGGUGGACAUCAUUUCGACGAUGCUGAAGUCUGAGACAUGAAGUCUGAAAGCUAUUAAGAAAACACACACAAAAACACUGCUCAUGUUUGUUUUUUUUUUUUUUUCCUGUCUCUGUUCUGGACUUAACAUAAACGCCAUGUCAGUAACCACAACUACAGAAAAACGCCUCUGUUCACAGUCACUGCUUCUUCUUUCCUUCUCACUGUAGUCUUUUCUGUGUUUCUCUUGGGAACGUAUUUCACUCGCAAUAACAGGGUGAGUGUUUAUUGUAAAAUAAACACUGGGUUGGUUUUGGUCCCAUUCAGUCAGGCAUUAUAACCACUUAUUGUCAGCUACAAGUCAUUUCAAAUGUUAUGCUUUCUUGAAUUAUAAUGAUAAUCAGAUGACCAGACACAUUGCUACGAGAGAAAAUGCAUGCUCUUUUGCGUGUCUUUACCACAGUAUAACUAUAGGACGAAAUUGUUCAGGACGUGAAUGUGAUUUUGAGAAUAAAACGUUGACCAUGGUGUCCUCUAGUGGCAGCAAAAGAAAAUGACCUGGUCAUCUCAAUAAUUUACACUUAACCUGGAUUAAGCUGAAAUACAAAAUCUUGUAUAUUACUCAAUAUAUAGUUCCAGAUUAUUCAGUUUGACAGUACUUAUGACAUCAAACAACAAACUCUUAUUUCAUUGUGCAUUCAUGUCUCAUUGUGUGGUUGAUUUGUAGCCAGAAUUGUGUUCUUCUCAAACGCUGUACAUAUUUAAAGACCUUUUUCCUGGUUAUUUUUCAAAUAUUGGGGGACACUUAGAGCAUCACAAAUACCUUUUUUAAACUUUCCUGUGCCUUAAAGCUUUCCUCUGUCUUAAAUGAGUGCUUGUAUAUUUGCCAUUUAUUGUUAUUGUUUAUCAAUGUGUAGUUUUAUUUAUAAUAUUAUAUUAGUUUAUUUGGUCAUUGGGGCACUGUGAUAUUGUUCUGAAAUGCUGUGUUGUGUUCAAGCUGGGUGUCAAGCUGCUACCAUGCUAAUCAUUCAGAAUAUGGGUUGUGGUUUACUGUUGCACAGCAAUGCUUCUCUUGAAUUUCUGUUCAUUACUCCCAACACUGAUUUGUCUUUGCUGAUGCUGUUGUUCCUGCCAUGUGCAGCGAGAUCACCUAUUAAAUUUGAAAACCAGUCUGACAUGUGCAGAAAAGUUACUGACAUUUUUAUGUACAAAAAUGUGGUGCAUUAUUGUAUUUAAAUCGACUUAAUAUUAACUGUCAUAUACAUACAUGAGGUGGAGGUGAUCAACUAUAAAGUGCCUUUGAAUUUUCCCAUGAAUUUUGUGUUUUAGAACACAACACGUGGAUUUUGGUUGAUAUGUAGUUUUUUUUUUUUUUCCUCAACUGAAGCCGUGUAGAGUGACCUUCUCUUCACUCAAUCUGAGUUUCAAAUUUUGCACCGAGGAGACAAAAACAAUGUUCAAAAAUCCCUGCAGCGAUUGUAACACUUGCUUCCCAAUGUGCACUUACCUUUGGGUUUAUCGUCACAUCUUGUUAUGCCUUCUUGCAUAUUUAAAUGGACUGUUACUUUUAAAAUGUAUUUGGUGAAAGAUAUUGUGCCUUUGUCUGAGUUAUUUACCAUACAAGGAAGGGGAAAAAAACUUAACCUACAGAAAAUGUUAAAGUCAGAAGUUUUUUUUGUCCCCACCUGUGUUGACUUUCGGUUAUAUAUGUGAUGAAAAUACUUCGCUAGAAGUUCUGUUAAGUGGGUGCUAGCUGUUCUCUAGCUUUCUUAUUUCACUACUAUACUACUAUCACUACUGUUACCGCUUUAAAAAUAUCUUGAGAAUUUGCAUUUACAUGUUUUUAUUGUAUACGUUGAUGAAUUAAAUUAUAUCACAUUAUAAUUAUAAUAGAAUUCAUAUGAUAAAUGAUAUAAUUCGUUAAGGUAUUUAUAGACAAGAAACGUUUCGUUUCUCAAGUUUAUUAAAAUGGAUGUUUUUCGGGGAAAAAAAACUACCG
This is a messenger RNA of Synchiropus splendidus (mandarinfish), 4670 nucleotides long. RefSeq names its product inositol-trisphosphate 3-kinase B (gene itpkb). The transcript is spliced from 12 exons. Gene Ontology annotation, biological process: inositol phosphate biosynthetic process. Gene Ontology annotation, molecular function: inositol-1,4,5-trisphosphate 3-kinase activity; inositol tetrakisphosphate kinase activity. The coding region runs from base 547 to 2733 and encodes 728 amino acids. The record is from RefSeq and is a predicted model, not a curated record. NCBI's taxonomy places the organism in Eukaryota, Metazoa, Chordata, Actinopteri, Syngnathiformes, Callionymidae. Gene Ontology annotation, cellular component: nucleus; cytoplasm.